AUGGCCGACUCAUAUCGCCCUGGGCGCGACCGCCCACCACCGCUCGCUGACCGCAUGACGUUCACGGGUGGAGAUGGCGAUAGUUAUCGACCCGGCGGCGAGCGCAACGGCAAUCGCUCGCAAUUCACCUUCGAGUCUGGCCACCCCGCGCCCCGCUUCCCACCCUCUGGCCCCGCCAACCCGCGAGGCCCUUCUGGUUCUGCGGCGUCGAGAAGACGCGGUCGUGGCGGGGCAUCGCGAGGCCAGUCUCGUACCGACGGCAGGAACAAUGCAAACGGCAAUCGUAGAGGUGGCUUCAAGAAGGCUGCACCUCACGAGCGUGCUCUGCUUCAGCACCGCGAGAACGGCAGUCCUGAGCGUGCACUGGGCGUCGCAGCUGAUUCCAACCGCUUUCAAAAUCCCGACGACCUGUCAGAUGAUGAUGAAGCCGACAUGGAAGUAGAAAGCGACGAUUCCUCCAAUAGCCAGCAGGACGGCGACGCGUCACAGAGUAAGCCAAAGGCUGCUCGGACCCAGGUCAAGCGUGCUGAUGGCAACUCUGUCCCUAAAUGGUCUAACCCGGAUCCCUAUACCGCAUUGCCACCACCGGAUGAGACUACGGGGAAAAGGGUUGACUUUGUGAAGUUGAUCCGGAAAGCAAAGAACCAAGAGGCGGAGAAAGCUGCAGGGCACAAUUCUGUCGUUGCCAAUGAUGAUUUCAUUUCGUUUGCUGACGACGAUGAUGACGCUCAGAAACCCACACAAGGCUCAUUGAACGAGUUUGCACACAUUGACAGCAUUGUCAGUAGACAAGAAGCAGCUGUAGCGGAACAUCGGGCACCUCGUGGCCCCAGGGCCAACAACAAGCGUAAAGCCACGGUAGGCGGUGUAGUUAGUGAGUGGUUGCCCACUCGCAAUCGCGAUCCAACACCUUGGCUUCCUUCACCUGAUGCUUAUGCGCAUCUUGCUCGCGAACCAGAGAAGUGGCUUCACAAUGAAAUACUGGACUUUUACGGUUUCGUUGCUCCCAAGCCAUUCGAACACGAACAGCGCAACAGACUUGUCAACCGAGUCAACAAUGCGCUGGGCCAACGCAGAUUUCCUCAACAAAAUGGCCGUGUGCUAUGUUUCGGCUCUUUCCCUGCAGGUCUGUAUUUACCUACAGCUGACAUGGACCUGGUCUAUGUUUCCGAUCAGUACUACAACGGCGGGCCUCCUGUUGUCGAUAUGUCUCAAAGAGGCGCCAACAAGAGCCUGCUUUACAAAGCAUCCAACAGGCUCAAAAGCAUGGGAAUGGACGCGGAUGGAUGUCAAGUCAUCCAUGCCAAGGUUCCCAUCAUCAAGUUUCAAGAUAGGCUUACCCAGCUUCAGGUUGAUAUUUCCUUUGAAAACUUGAGCGGGGUUCAAGCUCAAGCCACAUUUGCGCAGUGGAAGCAGGAGUACCCUGACAUGAUAUACAUGGUAGCACUUUUGAAGCAAUUCCUCGUGAUGCAUGGACUGAACGAAGUGCAUACGGGCGGUAUUGGAGGUUUUAGCAUCAUAUGUCUGAUUGUUAGCUACAUUCAGCAUUCUGACAAGCAUGAAAACCUCGGCGAAUGCUUCUUGGGGUUCCUCAGGUAUUAUGGCGAUUUCGACUUGUCUAGGAAACGCAUCCAGAUGUAUCCGCCAGCUAUUAUCGAAAAGACGGCCCAUGGAAUCGAUGGUCGCCCGGAAAGGUACGACGGUCUUUCUAUCCAAGAUCCGAAUCGUCCAGAAAACAACAUUUCUGGUGGAUCUCACAGGGUUCAGGAUGCCUUUGAUGCCUUCAAAGAAGCCUACCACACACUUGAGGACCGAAUGAAAGCUGCUCGCGCAGGCCAAGAUAUCGGGCCUAGUAUCCUCGAGUGUGUCCUGGGCGGCAAUUAUGAGACUUACAUCAAGCAGAGAACGCAUUUGAAGACAUUGAAGUGA
This is a messenger RNA of Bipolaris sorokiniana ND90Pr, 1929 nucleotides long. RefSeq lists its product as uncharacterized. The record is from RefSeq and is a predicted model, not a curated record. Bases 1 to 1929 code for a protein of 642 amino acids. Gene Ontology annotation, molecular function: poly(A) RNA polymerase activity; mRNA binding. Lineage: Eukaryota; Fungi; Ascomycota; Dothideomycetes; Pleosporales; Pleosporaceae. Gene Ontology annotation, cellular component: nucleolus; TRAMP complex. The transcript is spliced from 3 exons. Gene Ontology annotation, biological process: RNA 3'-end processing.